UUUCCAUUUCCGCACCCCUUUUCCACCUCUCCAACUCUCUACUUCUUUCGGACAUUUCAUCGAACAUGUUGCGUGCACCCAGUUCGAGAGCAUCAAUCGCAAUCAUUUUUGCCCUCAUCUCUAUUCUCCCAUGGCCGACACACUCCGCCAAAAUGAGCUAUGUCCAAGAAGCCUGCAGCGUAACACAACACCAAGAUCUCUGUAUCCAAUCGCUGUCGCCAUUUUCAAGCAGCGCCAAGCGAAGCCCCACGAAAUGGGCGCAAGCGGGCGUGUCGGUGACAAUAUCAGAGGCUAAAACCGUGGCGCGAUUCCUGGGGAGGGUGAAGAACGGCAAGCGGCUCAUGGGGAGAAACAGGGCCGCAGUUUCCGACUGUGUGGAGGUCUGCGAAGCCGCCAUUGCUGAGCUCCACAGGUCGCUUGGGGUUCUUAGAAGACUGGGUAAGAGGAAUUUGGACGCCCAAAUGGGAGAUCUCACUACGUGGGUUAGCGCAGCGCUGACCAAUGAAGAUACUUGCGUGGAUGGAUUUCGAGGGAAAAGUGGAAAAGUAGUGAAUUUGAUAAGGACUGGCGUGGUGAAGGCUGGUUAUAUUACAAGUAAUGCACUCGCCUUGAUUUCCAAACUGGCUGCCUCGGGCUUCCGAACUGCCCCAAAACAGUAAGAGAUGACGGUACCCAUUAAAGAUUAAAUAUAAAUACAAAAUGUAUUCCUACCCUAAAAAGAAAUAAAUGAGAUUAAUGUUAUAUAACUAUAUACGAAUAAAUAUUGGGCUUAUAUAUUGGAGGGGUGCGCCAGGCCCAACUG
This is a messenger RNA of Cucurbita moschata (crookneck pumpkin), 802 nucleotides long. RefSeq names its product pectinesterase inhibitor 6-like. Gene Ontology annotation, molecular function: enzyme inhibitor activity. Bases 66 to 659 code for a protein of 197 amino acids. Gene Ontology annotation, biological process: negative regulation of catalytic activity. The transcript has a single exon. The record is from RefSeq and is a predicted model, not a curated record. NCBI's taxonomy places the organism in Eukaryota, Viridiplantae, Streptophyta, Magnoliopsida, Cucurbitales, Cucurbitaceae.